Pistacia vera is the source of this 779-nucleotide messenger RNA. Its product is annotated as CASP-like protein 1B1. The transcript is spliced from 3 exons. Lineage: Eukaryota; Viridiplantae; Streptophyta; Magnoliopsida; Sapindales; Anacardiaceae. The record is from RefSeq and is a predicted model, not a curated record. The coding region runs from base 84 to 695 and encodes 203 amino acids.
CCCAUUUCACCAUUGUUCUAGGCAACUUAAAGCUUCAACUGUCUUCACUCUUCAUUCAUCUCUCUGAUUUCCCCCACUCUAGUAUGGCUUCAGAAAAUGCCUACAAGCCUGGUUCAAAAGCCCCAGUGGUGCUAUCAGCCUCAGCCAAGCCAAAAAAUUGGGUCCUUUUGUUGUUGAGAGUUGUGGCAUUUUGUGCCACUGCCGCUGGGACCAUUGUUAUGGCUCUCAACAAAGAAACCAACACAUUUGUGGUUGCCACCAUUGGCACCACUCCUAUUCAAGUCACUCUCACUGCCAAGUUUCAACACACCCCUGCUUUUGUGUUCUUUGUGAUAGCUAAUGGAUUGGUGAGCUUUCAUAACUUGCUUAUGAUAUCAGUGAGCAUCUUUGCAGGGAAGUUUAAUAUUGAUUACAAGGGACUUCGCCAUGGCAUGGUUGCCAUUUUGGACAUGCUGAACGUGGCUUUGCUAUCGGCAGCAGUGAACGCGGCAGUUUUCAUGGCGGAGCUAGGGAAGCAUGGCAACUCUCAUGCAAGGUGGAACAAAAUUUGUGACAAAUUUGAAACCUUCUGCAGCCACGGAGGUGGAGCCAUUGUUGCUUCAUAUAUUGGGCUGGGCCUCAUGCUGAUCAUUUCUGUCAUGUCCAUUCUCAAACUUCUCAGCCCCAAAUCCACCUAUCAAGUUGCUGAUCCAUAGUGUGUUUUUGUUGCAUCAAUGUAUUCAAUCACCACUUCAAUAAAAUGUUGUGUGUUUUUUUUUAUGUUAAUUUUGUUUCCUCUA